Nematolebias whitei (Rio pearlfish) is the source of this 1011-nucleotide messenger RNA. RefSeq lists its product as uncharacterized. The transcript is spliced from 4 exons. The record is from RefSeq and is a predicted model, not a curated record. NCBI's taxonomy places the organism in Eukaryota, Metazoa, Chordata, Actinopteri, Cyprinodontiformes, Rivulidae. Bases 21 to 779 code for a protein of 252 amino acids.
AGGGCGUCUCUUUGACCGCCAUGCUCGCUCUGCUUCACUGUGGCCGCAGGGUUCUGGCUGACAGGACGGUCCAGAGCUUAAAUAAAAGUUAUUACUCCUCACAGAUGGCUAAGCGCGUGGCGGUGGUGCUGGCCGGCUGCGGAGUUUACGAUGGGAGUGAAAUCCACGAAGCCUCCGCUGUUUUGGUCCAUCUGAGCAGAGGAGGUGCCACAGUGCAGAUGUUUGCUCCCAACAUUGAUCAGAUGCACGUGGUGAACCACCUGAAAGGUGAACCAUCUCAGGAGAAGAGAAACGUUCUGGUGGAGAGUGCGAGGCUUGCCCGUGGAAACAUCCAGGACCUGUCUAAACUCAGCGCCAAAGACCACGAUGCUGUCAUAUUCCCAGGUGGUUUUGGGGCAGCAAAGAACCUUUGCACGUGGGCAGUGCAGGGGAAGGACUGUGUGGUUAAUGAUGAGGUGAAGGCCGCCCUGCAGGCGUUCCACAGCGAAGGUAAACCCAUCGGUCUCUGCUGCAUCUCACCUGUCCUGGCUGCCAAGGUGUUUCCCGGGUGUGAGGUCACCGUCGGCAUCGAGAAGGAUGACAAGUAUCCGGAUACGUCUGACACCGCAGCAGCCAUCAACCAGCUGGGCUGCAAGCACGUGAGCACGAGCGUCGCUCAGAGCCACGUGGACCAGAAGAACAAACUGGUCACCACCAGCGCCUUCAUGUGCAGCGCUCCGAUCCACGAGAUCUUUGACGGCAUCGGCUCGAUGGUGCAGAGCGUACUGAAGCUGGCCUGAUGUCACUGACAAGUAGACUGGGGUGGGGGGGGACCUGCUGAGCUGAUGUUCUUCUGACGAGCACAGAAUGAAAACGGCAUCUUGAUUUAAAAACAUGUAGAGAUACUCCGAAAGUGUGUUGCUGUGGUCGUUGUAACAUCUGCAUGACAUGAUUCUAGCACAUCUAAUGUAUGACUCAUCACCUUUAGUGAGCAUGUAAUAAAAAGCACAUCAGCUUUUCUGUUCAGUUUAU